Medioppia subpectinata is the source of this 1935-nucleotide messenger RNA. The record is from the annotation of a GenBank genome assembly. Lineage: Eukaryota; Metazoa; Arthropoda; Arachnida; Sarcoptiformes; Oppiidae.
AUGAGUGACUUGGAGGCAGACAUAUCGGGGUUGGAUCUAAAUGUGUCGACAACAGUGUCUUUUGCUGGACGUCUCAUGCGAUUAGACACUGAAGAAGAUGUGGAGCCGAUAGUGUCGGCGGUGAAGGGGUGCCAGCGAUUGGUCACUUUGAACCUCGAGGGCAACACUUUGGGCAUCAGUGCUGCCAAACAGUUGGCUAAGAGUCUUGAGAGCUGUGCGAGUGUUGAGAACGUAUUGUUUAAUAACUUAUUCACUGGUCGUCUGAAGACCGAAAUUCCCGAUGUAUUGGUGUUCAUGACGUCUGGUCUGAUGCUAAGCAACGCCCGCCUCAACACUUUGGAUCUGAGCGACAACGCCAUCGGACCCGUUGGCAUGCCUUCGUUGCUGCCAUUCCUCCAAAGCCAUUCUUGUCAAUCACUCCACACUCUGAGACUCAAUAAUUGUGGUUUAGGUGUCGGCGGCGGACAUCUAUUGGCCAAAGGCUUAGUUCAUCUCAAGUCUUUGAAAACAUUGAUUUGUGGCAGAAAUCGAUUAGAAAUCUUGGGUUCAGAAGCCAUUGGCAACGCUUUGGCCGAAUUGCAUACUUUGGAGACCUUAGAAAUGCCUCAAAAUGGGAUUCACAGUAAAGCUAUUGAAGCCAUUUGUGGUGCUAUUGUUGCCAAUAAGGGUCUCAAACAUCUCAAUUUAAAUGACAAUAAUUUGAAAACUGAGGCCAAAACUAUAGCCUCUGCUCUCAAGACUCUGAAUUCAAUAGAAAGCAUUAAUUUUGGCGAUUGUAUACUUAAGACCGAAGGCUGUAUUGCUAUCUGUGAGGCCAUCAUUGAAUCCAAUGCUUCCAAUUUGAAAGAAGUUAUUUUAAGUGGUAAUGAGAUUGGGGGCCAAAAAGCGGUUAAUGUCAUCAUUGAAUGUGCACAACAAUUAGCAAACAGUAGUAAUCAAACCGUUAAAUUGAAACUAGAAUUGAAUGAUAAUAAUUUUGGCGACUCUGGGGUGAAAGCGCUAUCUUUAGCUUUGGAACAACUCAUUCAUAUGGAUAUUAAGUAUUUAUUUGACAUGUAUUUGUUUGAAACUCAUAUUAAGCACAACUCAAUCAACUGUUAUAGUAAUGAUGAGGGCUCUGCCGAAGAAGAUUCCGAUGCACACGACGCGGACCAACCAAAUGAAGCAAAUGAAGACACCAUUCAUAGAGAUGACGGCAAUGAGUUUGGAGACAAAGCAGUGGCCGAUCGCCGAGAUGUACACAAUUCGGAAGCCAUUGUUGAAGAGUUAACUCGAAAAAUAGAAAAUGAUUUGACAGAUAUUAAUGACUUAUGUUCUCAUUUUGUGCAAAUAUCUGUCGAUGGAUUCGAUAAGCAGACAUCGAAGCUCAGAGACGAAGCUUUAAUAGAAAGUGAAGUUUGUCUAAAGUGUGCGAUCCGUAGCGAUCCAAAUGAGUUCAUAGCUAUGAACGCGCUUUUAGUCUAUUUGGGACUUUUGAAAGAUGAAACAGGAGUUUAUAAACAUGUCGAUGAUCUUAGGGGUCCAUUAUCUGCUAUCACCCAUUCUCUCGGACUCUUAACUCCUCAACAAAAGCAUGUUUUACGGGCUUUUAUGAACAGACCAAACAAGUCAAUUGAAAUGUGCGGAAAGAUUAGACACAAUUUGAUGCAACAGUUGUUUAUUUGAUAUUUGCGAUCGACGCCACACUCUGUUGAACGCGUGGAUCCAGUAAUUGAAUAUAUUAUAUCUUAUAUCAUAGGCACUCAAAUUCAUCAUUAAGUCAACAAAACAUCAAUGUAUUCUCCUCUCAAAUCCCAUCCCAGUGCCCAAAGUGUGUGCAUAAGCCUAACAACAUCUCCUCUUUACAUAAUUUGAUACCAUAUAGUAUUCAUAAUAGAAUUACAAUUACAGUUAGUACUAACGAAUAUAUACAUGUAUAUUAAAGUUAGCUAAAGC